CGGUGCCCGCUGUCGAGCCAAGUGACCUGAUGCCUGCGGUCAUGCCAGUUGACUCGGAGCCCACUGUCGUGCCUGGUGACCCGGUGCCUGUCGCUCCGCCUGGUAGUCCGGCGCCCGCCGCUCUGCCUGGGGGCCCGAGACCUGUCGCUUUGCCUGGGGGUCCGGCGCCCGCCGCUCCGCCUGGGGGCCCGAGACCUGUCGCUCCGCCUGGGGGUCCGGCGCCCGCCGCCCGCCUGGGGGCCCGAUGCCUGUCGCCCCGCCUGGGGGCCCGAUGCCUGUCGCCCCUCCUGGGGGCC
Molecule: messenger RNA, 296 nt
Organism: Staurois parvus
Lineage: Eukaryota; Metazoa; Chordata; Amphibia; Anura; Ranidae
Source: the annotation of a GenBank genome assembly